Peromyscus maniculatus bairdii (prairie deer mouse) is the source of this 978-nucleotide messenger RNA. RefSeq names its product cancer/testis antigen 55. Lineage: Eukaryota; Metazoa; Chordata; Mammalia; Rodentia; Cricetidae. The record is from RefSeq and is a predicted model, not a curated record.
UCUGCCCAGCUGCUGGGGUGGUAGGAUGAGCCUGAGAGUCCUGAGGGCUGCCCAGUAGCCAUCUGGUACCAUCUCCCAGGAAUGAGGCAGAAAAUCAGGAGAUAACACCAUGGGGAUCACAAGGUCUAGGCCUUCAUGCUGCUAUUACAGUGAAUGCUCCGACUGUGGUAUCAGCAGGCUGUUCCGAAGCAUAGUUUACUUCUUGCAGUGGAAGAUUGAUUCUGUUGAAAGAAACUGGGAACGUCUGGAAGGGGAACCCAACACCAAGAUUGUGAAGGGUACUGUGACAAGCUGUGGGGACGACUAUGGCUGGAUCGAGAACUGUGUCUUCUUCAGCAUUGAUGCUAUGGUCAGCCCUUUGCGUGUGCAAGUCGGAGAUAAAGUCCUUGCAUUUGUGGAGGAAGAUCCACUAUCAUUUGACUUGAGAGCAACCGAAGUUUGUGUUUUAAUCGAAGAUGACAGGCCUAGAGAACCAUACUCCAAGAUCCAUGAAUUAUCCGUGUGUGUUUCCCACGUGAGGAAAGAUAAUAUCUGCCUAGCGGAUGAAUACUACUUCUAUCUGGACAGCAUUUCUAAAGCUAUCUUAGGUUUUAUGCCGUAUGAAGGGGAUUGGUUAGAUAUUGAGUAUUCUUUGGACCGAGGAUCAUCAAAGCUCACAAUACACUCAUUGAAGGCCACGAAGUGUAGGCGCCUGCAAGAGGUCUGCGUGACUAGUAUCCACAAACGACAAGGAGUGCUGAAUCACACCAUCUUUUUCACCUUCCGCUCACUGAAGUGCCCCGUGGGCUACACCCCUCUUGUAGGCCAUGUUGUCGACGUGGUGGUAGUGCAGAGCAUCCGGCCCAACUACAACUGGAGAGCAGUCUCCAUGACGCCAGUGAACAAGCUGUACAGCCUAGGGCCCUGAGAAUCCCUCUUCCAGUUACUCCUACAAGAAGUGGGGGGGGGGGGGCUCAGUUAAUACACACGCUUAUGUUA